GAGAGCGCCACUAGGUGGGUGAGGGAACGAGGGCACGGCUGAUCCGUCCGUUGAUGGGAUCCGCGGCUCGGUAACGGGGGGAGGAUAUUACCGACUGUUAGCAGGUAAGACUGAUUUGAAGAUGCCUCUUUUUGGUGAAAUUGUUGUGAUUAAAAGGAAUGGUUCAGACGGAACCCAUUUUCCGUUGACUGCAACUACCUGUUUGUUUGGAAGAAAAGCAGAAUGUGACAUUCGAAUUCAAUUGCCCCAUGUCUCAAAAGAACACUGCAGAGUUGAGAUUAAGGAGAACAAAGAGGUUUUUGUGACCAAUUUAAGUAUUGUGAACCCUACACAAUUGAAUGGAAGAGCUAUUCAACAGCCUGUUCGUCUCAAACAUGGUGAUGUGCUAACCAUCAUAGAUCGUUCUUUUAGGUUUGAAGAAGCCGGUUCGAAACCAGUUCGCAGACGUUCCACUGGUUUGGGAUCUGAAACAUAUCAGGUGUUGCCAAAUGAACAACAUUCGAGCGCAGAUGAGACUGUAAUGUGGGAUAGUUCCAGAAUAAGCAAAGGGUCACGGAAAUCAGAAGGAGUUGUCUCCAAAAGCACACAUACACGUCGAUCUCUCCAAAUAUCUUCAUCAAAGCAUAGCAAAGAUCUGUCUCCUUUCAGUGAAUUAUAUGAAAUGUUCAAAAGCAAGGUUGAAUCCAAAAAAUCUAAAUCGCCUGCAAAGAAAACUGGAGGCUCUCCAAAAAACUUAAGUGACAACAUUUUGCAGGCAGAAAAUGUUAAUCAGUCUCCUUUUACACCCAAAAGAAUCUCCAGAGGAGCUAAAGCAAAGGUUGGAGGACCAGAGGUUCUCCUUGAUGCUGUCACCAAUGAGAAUGGUUACUCCUCAAAAAGUCCAUCCAGGGGUCGAAGAUCUUCUUUAGCAAGACAAAAGAGCAAUGAACGCUCUGAAAACAAUGCCUAUGUGCAUGUGGAGGAGGUAAAAGCAGAUUUUCCUUUGGUUCAGGAGCUGCGAAGUAAUUCAAAGCAAGUUGGGGUUGAUGGAGAAAACAAAGCUAGAUCCCCUCGACAAUCUAGAAGGUCUUCAUCUGAAUCUCAUGUGUUUUCUUCUUCUGAUACUUCAAUUCAGCAUGGAGAGAAAAAGAGUGAAAAGCAUUCUCCUAGAAGAUCUAGUUCUGGACCAACAGUUAAUGUCGGUACAAGUGUUCCUGAUUCGCACAGUCCCCGUCAAAGAAAAGGCAAACAAGCUGAGCAGCCUGGAGAAGGAAAGGCAGUAAGUUAUUCAGAAAGUUCCCCAGUACAGCCAACAGAUGUAUCACUUACUCAAACUCGGAGAAGUUCACCUCAAGCCCAAAUUAGUAAAGUAGCUAUGAUACUUCAAGAUAAAACCAUUGCUGGAGGAGAUCCUGGUGCUUCACCACGGUCCAGAAGAGUGUCCCAGAUGUCUGUAAGAGGAGGUUCACCCAAAGCUAUGGAUUUAAACGCUGAAACUACUGCAAUUGGAUCCAAAAAGUCACCUAGAAAACGAAGAAGUGAUGAACUUGCACUUCCUGAGCCACCAAUGAAAAGGAAGAGGGUUUCAUUUGGUGGACAUCUUAGUCCUGAGCUUUUUGAUAAGAGACUUCCUCCAAAUUCCCCUCUGAAGAGAGGAGCAACACCAGCUCGACGGAGUUUGUCUAUCAGCACACCUAGUGCAGUUAUUCGAAAGAGUUUUGGUCUCAAACAGUCUGUAAUAAAGGAAAUGCAUGAUUUGCAAUCUUUGAGAGUUGGAUCUCACAAUAUCACACCAGAUAAGAAAUCUUUGGCUACUGGAUCUCCUAUUUCUACUACCACCACAGCGUCUAAUAUUUCUCCUAUUAAGACCCCAUCCAGAAGAUCCUCUGCUCGAACUCUGGCCCAGCCUUACUCCACAGCUAAAUCUCCCAUUAGAGCAUCUUCUGUGACAACUCCAGCAAAGACUCAUGUGACCAUUCCGGCAUCUGUCCCAACCAAAAUAUCACCUGCCAAGAGAUCGCCUAAAGCUUCUCCUUCCAAAACACUGGUCAAGAAGUCUCCCAUCAAGACAACACCUGUCAAGUCUCCUGCCAAGAGGUCCCCCGCCAAAGCCACGCCUGCCAAGUCUCCUCUAAAGAGGUCCCCCGCCAAGGCCUCGCCUGCCAAGUCUCCUCUAAAGAGGUCCCCCGCCAAGGCCUCGCCUGCCAAGUCUCCUCUAAAGAGGUCCCCCGCCAAGGCCUCGCCUGCCAAGUCUCCUCUAAAGAGGUCCCCCGCCAAGGCCUCGCCUGCCAAGUCUCCUCUAAAGAGGUCCCCCGCCAAGGCCUCGCCUGCCAAGUCUCCUCUAAAGAGGUCCCCCGCCAAGGCCUCGCCUGCCAAGUCUCCUCUAAAGAGGUCCCCCGCCAAGGCCUCGCCUGCCAAGUCUCCUCUAAAGAGGUCCCCCGCCAAGGCCUCGCCUGCCAAGUCUCCUCUAAAGAGGUCCCCCGCCAAGGCCUCGCCUGCCAAGUCUCCUCUAAAGAGGUCCCCCGCCAAGGCCUCGCCUGCCAAGUCUCCUCUAAAGAGGUCCCCCGCCAAGGCCUCGCCUGCCAAGACUCCUCUAAAGAGGUCCCCCGCCAAGGCCUCGCCUGCCAAGACUCCUCUAAAGAGGUCCCCCGCCAAGGCCUCGCCUGCCAAGACUCCUCUAAAGAGGUCCCCCGCCAAGGCCACGCCUGCCAAGAGGUCUCCCGCCAAGGCGACGCCUGCCAAGAGGUCUCCCGCCACAGCGUCCCCAGCCAUCCCUUAUACAAAGGGCCGUUUUUCAAUUUCUCGUAUUAAUACACCACCUUCUACUGCACAAGGAAUGCUUGCCUCUCGAACACCGAAGUCGUCUCGAAAAUCCUCUACAUUAAAAAAAACUCCAUCAAGGAGAAGUCGAAAGCUUGAUGCUCUUGAAAUGAUCCGUGCUAGGAGGAGAACUGGUGCCUCAGAAGCUAACUUGCUUUUGGCAAGAUCGUGGGCUGAUGUUGUUAAAAUUGGAGUGGCAAAACCCCAAAAGAAAAAUGACAAGCCUGCUAUCAAAGUUAAACGAAGGAAGCAUAAAGUGCUUAAGACUCCAGCUAAAAAACUAAAGGCAAUCUCCAGUACAGGCCAUGCAGAUUCCCCGGCAACAAUUUUGAUUGGAAAGGCUCAUACAAGAUCUGUGAACCUAAUAGGCCAUGUUCCUAAGGUUGUGAGGAACCAAGCUUCAAAAAUAACUAUUGAUAAGGAUGAAAGCUUUACAGGCAUUUCUGAACUAUUUACCACACCCGUGAGUAAUAAACAAAGGAGAAGUGCCCGCAGAGAAGGCAAUGCUACAGGCACACCAAGAUCUGUUUCAGAGAUGUCUGAGAUGAAGACUCCGGAGGAAUCAGGUGAAAUGGUAGUCUCUCCAAUUAAUAGUCAGUUUACAACACAAAGGAAGAAGUAUAGUAGGGAUGCAGUGUCUCGUCUUCUUAGAAGUCCUGUGUCACCUGAGCUGCUUAAAGUAAAUCAAGUAAUAGAAACUACUUCAGCAGUCUUUCAAAGUGAGACAAUAGAGCUUGAGUCGGCAUUAACCAAAGCUCGGGAAUCUAAGAAAGACAAAGGGACAAAUAUCUCCAAAGAGAAGAGGAAAUCUAUUGACCUGACUGGAAUUAAAAGAAUUAUGAAAACCCCCAAACAGAAAGGGAAACCAGUUACUGAUCCUAUAGCAUUGAAGAAGUUGCUAAGAACACCAAAAUAUGCAGUGUCUUUGCCUGUAGUUUAUACUCGCAGAUCUUCUAAUCUUGAAGACUUGGUGGGAAUUAAAAAUCUUAUGAAAACUCCCAAGCAAAAAGGAGAACCAGUGCAGGACAUGGCUGGAAUCAAACGCAUAAUGAAGACCCCCAGACAGAAGGGAGAACCAGUGGAAGAUCUAAGUGGUAUCAAGCACAUUGUGAGGACACCUAGACAAAGAGGAGAGCCAGUUGAAGACAUGAUUGGCAUCAAACGAAUAAUGACAACACCCAAAGAAAAAGGCCAGCCAGUAGAGGAUAUGGUGGGCAUCAGUCGUAUCAUGAGUACACCAACAGAAAAUACACAUCCAAUUGAAGAAAUAUUUGGAAUUAAGCAACUAAUAAAAACCCCACCCAAGAAGUCAAAUGUGAUUGAACAGGUAUUAACGUCAGGAGAUCAGGUGCAGACUGAGAGCAAUAAAUCAGCAGAAGCAACCGUGGAUGCUGGCAGCCCUAAAACGUCCCGUCGAAAAUCAUCAAAACGGCUAUCUCUAACUGGCCCUUCAAUAUCUGUUGAAGUUCAGCCCUUAGAAGAAAAUGAUGUGCCAAGUAAUGGUGUAGUUAAGUCCAUUAGUACUGGCAGAAGAGGACGCCCUUCAAAGAGCGCUUUGAGUGUUGGACAACUCGGCUCAGAUACACCGAAACAGCGAGAAAAGAAAACUGAAGAAUUAAAAGCUGAUCUCUCUCCUAAAAAUAAAAGGACACCAACGAAGUUAACACAAACAAUUGCUGAAACAAGCAAACUAGAAAGUGUAUCUGCUCAGACUUUAGAAGACAGUCUUCACAGUGGCGGUAUAGCUGAUAAAACCACACCACGAAAGGUUGGCCGGCCUUCCAGGAGCAGUCUGUCCCAGGGAACUAACACAGUGUUGCCUACUGAUGUCAACACUCUGGAAGUUUCAAACGAUCAAAUAACCAGCAGUGAAAUCUCCACAUCUAAACGGAGAUCAAGGUCUUCCUCAAGUGUUCCUAACGUUUCUAUUUCUUCUCAAGCUACACCUAAGCGACAAAAGAUUACUGAAGAAGUUAAAGCUCAACCUUCCCCUAAGACUAAAACACUUGGCAAGUCCCCUGAGGCUGGUACAAUAACUCUUGUAACUUUGCAAGCAUCACUAGAAACAAGUCCACAAAGUAGCAGUGGAGCUGAUAAAUCCACUCCAAGGAGAAGAGGACGACCUUCCAAGAGCACUUUGUCUGCUCAGUCUCCUGCUGUCACAGCAGAUGAACCGAACUUGGCUACACCAAAACAAUUGGAAAAGAAAACUGAAGUAAAAGUGCAACCAACUCCUAAAACUAAAACACCUACUAAGUCACCUGCAGCAAGCAAAUUACAGUAUGCAGCUGUGGAGGCAUCACUAGAAACUAGUCAACAAAGUGACAGCAAAGCUGACAACUCCACCCCAAGACGAGGUCGACCUUCCAAGAGCAGGCAGGCUGAUCUCUCUUCAUCUGCCCAAGUAGAUGUACCCAUCUUGGCUACACAGAAACAAUUAGAAAAGAAAACUGAAGAAGUAAAAGUUCAACCAUCUCCUAAAACUAAAAGAACACCUGCCAAGUCGCCUGAAGCAAGCAAGCUACAGUAUGCAACUGUGGAAACCUCACUAGAAACUAGUCAACCGAGUGACAGCAAAGCUGAUGACACCACCCCAAGAAGACGAGGCCGACCUUCCAAGAGUAGUCAGGCUGAUCUCUCUUCUUCUGCCCAAGCAGGGGAACCCAGCUUGGCUACACCAAAGCAAUUGGAAAAGAAAACUGAAGAAGUAAAAGUUCAACCAUCUCCUAAAACUAAAAGAACACCUGCCAAGUCGCCUGAAGCAAGCAAGCUACAGUAUGCAACUGUGGAAACCUCACUAGAAACUAGUCAACCGAGUGACAUGAAAGCUGAUGACACCACCCCAAGAAGACGAGGCCGACCUUCCAAGAGUAGUCAGGCUAAUCUCUCUUCUUCUGCCCAAGCAGGGGAGCCCAGUUUGGCUACACCAAAGCAAUUGGAAAAGAAAACUGAAGAAGUAAAAGUUCAGCCAUCUCCUAAAACUAAAAGAACACCUGCCAAGUCGCCUGAAGCAAGCAAACUACAGUAUGUAGCUGUGGAGGCAUCACUAGAAACUAGUCAACCAAGCAAAGCUGAUAACUCCACCCCAAAAAGACGAGGCCGACCUUCCAAGCGCAGGCAGGCUGAUCUCACUGCAUCUUCCCAAGAAGAACAAGAUUUAGAUCAAUCGACACAACCAGGCAAAGGAUUGGAAAAUUCAAGAACUCUUAUUGCUCCUGAGCAAAGAAGUACACGUGGUAAAUUGUCCAACAUGAUACCACAGUCCCUUGAGCAAAGAGAUGUACAUGUUAAAUCCCCUCCAACCAAGAGAAGAGGUCGAGUAUUGACUGAGGAAUCCGGUUCCACACAACUUGAACCAAAAUCUGCACCUGCAAAGUCUUCUCAAAAAACAUUAAGGCAAAGCAAAAGGGAUGCUAAAGGUUUAGAAGAAUCUGUGCAGCAGCAUUCAGAAGAGUUAACUGAAGAUAAUUUGGAUAAUUCAUCUGUAAGUCUUUCAUCAAGAUCAAGCAGGAGAACUGUGCAAAAAGAAAACACAAAGCCCAAAGCAAAGGAUUCUGUGCAAGAAAGUGAAAGUACUGCAUCUGCACCAUUACAAAGAGGGAAAAGAAAUCGGACACAAACCUCUGAUUCUGCUGCAGCGAGUGAGUCUACCUUGUCAGAUGCACAGCCAGAACAUUUAGCAAAUAAAUCUUCUGAGAAGGCAGUUGGCAUACGAGUUGGGAGAAGUAAGAAGACUGUGGUGGACCCAAACGAGCAAAUGUCAGAGGCAAAUAAGUCUGCGCUGACUGAAGCACAGCCAGCACAACAAACAAAAAAAUCCUCUCCAGUUGGAAAGCGUGUUGGCAGACGGGCUGGGAGAAGUAAGGAACCUGUCGAAGAGGCAAAUGAGCAGUUGUCAGAAGACAAUCAAUCAAAGUUGGUUGAAGCAGAGCCAGAGAAGUUAACAGAAAAAUAUUCUCCUGCAAAAACUGUCAGUAGACGUACUGGGAGAAGUAAGAAGGUUGAAGAGGCAAAUGAACAAUUAACCGGUCUUAAAGAAGAUAGCUUCAGUACAGUACGAGAAGCCUUGGCAAACAGCACUAAUAUAUCAGAUGGAGAGUUGAAUCCAGUUGAACAGAAGUCAAUUACAAGAGCAUCAAGACGUCAAAAAGAUGUGCUUGCUGCAGAUAAUACAGAAACUCAAAGCAAGAAAUUGCGCGGAAGGCUAACUUCGCCUGAAAAUAUUUUGCAAAGAUCUGAUGCAGCAUCACUUACCGAGUCUGCGAACACAAAAAUGUCACAACCUGCUAGGAGAGGUAGGACUGCCAGAAAAGACAAUACAGUUUCUACUUCUGAAGGGAAAGAUCAUGAGAAUAGUUCAUCCGAAUCUACAAGUAAAGAUGCAAUUGUGCUUGCAAAUCAGGUUGCUGAUAACCUUUUAACCCUCAAAAAUUUGAGGGGAAGAAGAAAAAAUCUGAGUGUAGAAGAGAGUACAUCUUUGGUUGUUGAAGAUAAUGAAAAUACAACACUGGGAUCUAAACAAACAAUUACUAAAAGAUCUGCACGUGGUAAGAGAGACACACCACCAACAGAUGUUUUGCAUACUGAAAUUAAUGUUACAAUGAGGCAUUCUGCAAGAGCCAGACCUUCACAACCUUCUGAUGAACAAAAUAAAAUUGUGAAGGAGCAUAAUUCAAAGACCAAAUCAGUACAAUGGCACCCUCUUGUGGCUUCUCAAGGAACUUUACCAGAGAGCCAAACUGCAAAAAUUGUGGAGGCCGAGUCUCCAAGCAUUGGUCGCCGUAAAGGGAAGGACAAACAGGCAGUCAAGGAAUCCAUUCCAGCUAAAAGGUCUCUUCGAGGAAGGGUUGAAGAAAAUUAUAUGGUUCCCACUGCUGAAACAAGUCCUGUCAAAGCCAAAAGAAGCCCUGCCAAAAAAGUAAAGAGAUUGCAAUUAAAAGAAGUUCCAGAUGAAGAUGCUUCAAGGAGAGAGCUAGAUCGUCUUACACCAAACUUGGCUUUGGAAGAAACUGUGACAGUUGAGAAGAGGGGUAAAGGCAGGAGAACCAAUAAAUCCUCACAGAAAGAUUCUUCUGAUUUUACACAUAGUAAGUUUAGUGCUGAAUCAAACAUGCCUCUUCACAAAGAUAUUUCAAAUCAGAAAGAAAGGCAAAGAGGAGCAAUCUCUAAAGCUUUACACCUGGAAAAUAAUGAAGUUGAAGAAAGUGCUGUUACAAAUAGAAGAGGGCGUAGAGCAGCCAUUCAAGCUUAUCCUCAGGAAAAUAUAAACAAGUCUCCCAUCAAAAGUUUAAAAAAGGGAGCUUCAAUUUCUGAAAGCAAGGACUCUGAAAACAAUGCACCUAAAUCAAGGCAGGGUGUGAAAAGGAAAAUAACGAGUGUUGAGCCUAUAAAUGAAAGUUCAGAUGUAGCAGUCCUUGUGACUGUUUCAUCGUCCACCAAACGCACCAGAAGAAAUGCAAAAAAUAUUUCAAUGCAAAAUAAAGAGUCUCCAGCAAAGAAACAGAAAACAGAAGCAGCUAUUGAUGCAACUCAGAAAGCUGGGAAAUCACGAAGUGUAUCUAAAGCUGAAAACGAGAAGGCAGCUAAAGUGAUAACCAGAGUAACAACUACCAGAGCAAGUGCACGCACAAAGAAAUAAUUGUGAAUGUAUUGAUUCCUUUUUUAAUUUUUAAUUUUUUUUUUUUAAGGUCUGCUUUCAUCCUGUGCUAAAUUAAAUGACUACAGAAUUUUUCGAAUCAUUUAAGUUUUUAUGUAAUUUUUAGAUGUUUCAAAGUUUUGAGCACAGCAGCUUUUCCUCAAAAAAUGUAAAUUUUUAUAUUUUUAUCUAAUAUUUUAUUCAAUUUUGUCAUAGACCGUUCUAAGCUUUAUAUUUUAAGCAAUAUAUCCUGUGACUGGAAUUUGGAAAUGUUCUAAGUCUUUUUGAUUUUUUUUUGGUUUUUUGUUUUAUUUUUUUAUUUUUUUUUUUAAAUUGCCCCUGUAUUACAUGUUAGAAUGGUUUGUGAUGUUGAAUAAAUUAAACUGCCAGUCUUUUUUUAUAUAGGUCUUAUAUUUUUGUGGUUUAAAAUAAAAUGUAAUGAAGUGAUUCUUAAUUUGUCACAGUAGUGAUUGACUCACUUAUGUGUUGGAGAUUGUAUUAAAGUCAUUCCUGUGUCUGUAAUUAAGUCUUUAAUUGGAUUUACAAAAUUCCAGCUAUACUCAGUCUUAGACUUAUUGAUUACAAACAUAAAACACAAGAUUGUAAUGUUGCUUUUAAAAA
Molecule: messenger RNA, 9055 nt
Organism: Pelobates fuscus (common spadefoot toad)
Lineage: Eukaryota; Metazoa; Chordata; Amphibia; Anura; Pelobatidae
Gene: MKI67
Product: marker of proliferation Ki-67
Exons: 32
Coding region: 122-8437 (2771 amino acids)
Biological process (GO): regulation of mitotic nuclear division; regulation of chromosome segregation
Cellular component (GO): nucleus; chromosome
Molecular function (GO): protein binding; DNA binding
Source: RefSeq, a predicted model, not a curated record